Molecule: messenger RNA, 5056 nt
Organism: Microtus oregoni (creeping vole)
Lineage: Eukaryota; Metazoa; Chordata; Mammalia; Rodentia; Cricetidae
Product: unconventional myosin-Ib
Exons: 28
Coding region: 891-3938 (1015 amino acids)
Biological process (GO): actin filament organization; vesicle transport along actin filament
Cellular component (GO): cytoplasm; microvillus; brush border
Molecular function (GO): ATP binding; actin filament binding; microfilament motor activity
Source: RefSeq, a predicted model, not a curated record
GUUCUGUGGAUAGCGCCUCUCUCACGUGAGGGGACAAGGUACCAUCGGGUACCAACCAGUAUAUCCCAGCCCUGGAUUCUAGUUUUCAUUAGUGCCAUCUUUGGCCCCAAUCAUGGGCUUUAUCUCUCCUUGACUGCGUGGCCUUAGGAGUUGACCCUUCCCAAUGAGAUGCCAAUUUACUUUGGUUUGUUGCCCCUACAGCCAUCCUUUGCCUCCAUUAAAAACCGAGGGAACGUACCAGCAAUGCUUGGUCUCUCUCCAGAGUCUCAUGGUGCCCACAGAUUUGAGAUCAUGCGGACGAUGUCCCAUAUCUGUAGGGACAGGCCAUGCUUCUUUCUUGUGCUUACAGCACGGAUACCUGGUCCUGAAGGAGGAGAUGGAUUUGAUCUGGUUGCUUUGGUGAAACAGAAGGGCAAAAAGGGGGAUUUUCACGCUUCUUUGUAAAAUGCUCAGAGACGAGAAUCUCAUAACUGGCUGUUCCUUUGAGUGUGCGGAAGUGUGGUUUCAAGUGUCUCCAUCUUGCUUGGCAUUUAAUGGUCGGAUUGAACACUUUUUGGAUCCUCCUUGAUCAAGAAAAGAAAGUUAAAAAGAAAAAAAAAAAGGAAAAAAAGAAAAGAAACUCUACCACAGCGGUACAGUCGCCUCACUGAGACCAUUUGAGCCAAGCCUUGAAAACGUUACCCAGCUUCGAAAGAACCUUUCCCUCUGGACUGACCCCCUCGUACCCUUUCCCACAAGCCCUGUCAUGAACGGCGGAUGUGAGGUGCCCAAACUUUGCUCUUGAGUCCUGAAGAUACAGUGCACAAACUCUUUGAGGACUAUGGGUGCUGAGUGGACAGAAAUUCGGGGAAAAGGACCCGUUUGCGAGAAUAAAGGCCAGCAAGCUGGUUAUGUCCUAUGUGGCAGCCGUGUGCGGCAAAGGAGCCGAAGUGAAUGAAGUCAAGGAGCAGCUUCUGCAGUCCAACCCUGUCUUGGAAGCCUUUGGAAACGCCAAGACUGUGAGGAACGACAACUCGUCCCGAUUUGGCAAAUAUAUGGAUAUUGAAUUUGACUUUAAAGGUGACCCGCUGGGAGGCGUGAUAAGUAACUAUCUCUUAGAGAAAUCUCGUGUCGUUAAGCAGCCAAGAGGCGAAAGAAACUUCCACGUCUUCUAUCAGCUGCUCUCUGGCGCCUCUGAGGAGCUGCUCCAGAAGCUGAAGCUGGAGCGGGAUUUCAGCAGAUACAACUACCUGAGCCUGGACUCCGCCAAAGUUAACGGUGUGGAUGAUGCUGCUAAUUUCAGAACUGUCAGGAACGCCAUGCAGAUCGUGGGCUUCACGGACCACGAAACCGAGUCGGUCCUGGAGGUCGUGGCCGCCGUCCUGAAGCUGGGGAACAUCGAGUUCAAGCCCGAGUCUCGAGUGAAUGGCCUGGAUGAGAGCAAAAUCAAAGAUAAAAACGAGUUAAAAGAAAUCUGCGAACUGACCAGCAUCGAUCAGUUGGUUCUAGAAAGAGCCUUUAGUUUCCGGACCGUCGAAGCAAAGCAGGAGAAAGUUUCGACCACCUUGAACGUGGCUCAGGCUUAUUAUGCCCGUGAUGCCCUGGCUAAAAACCUCUACAGCAGGCUGUUCUCGUGGUUGGUAAAUCGCAUCAACGAGAGCAUAAAGGCACAAACCAAAGUGAGAAAGAAGGUCAUGGGUGUUCUGGACAUUUAUGGCUUUGAAAUAUUUGAGGACAACAGCUUUGAGCAGUUCAUUAUUAAUUAUUGUAACGAGAAGCUUCAACAGAUCUUCAUCGAACUCACUCUGAAGGAAGAGCAAGAGGAGUACAUACGGGAGGACAUAGAAUGGACUCACAUUGAUUACUUCAACAAUGCGAUCAUUUGUGACCUGAUAGAAAACAACACAAACGGAAUCUUGGCCAUGCUGGACGAAGAAUGCCUGAGACCCGGCACCGUCACGGAUGAGACCUUCCUGGAAAAGCUGAACCAAGUCUGUGCCACCCACCAGCACUUCGAGAGCCGGAUGAGCAAGUGUUCCCGCUUCCUCAACGACACGACCCUGCCGCACAGCUGCUUCAGAAUCCAGCAUUACGCCGGCAAGGUGCUGUACCAGGUGGAAGGGUUUGUGGACAAGAACAAUGACCUCCUGUACCGAGACCUGUCCCAAGCCAUGUGGAAGGCUGGCCACGUCCUCAUCAAAUCCCUGUUCCCCGAAGGGAACCCCGCGAAGGUUAACCUGAAAAGACCUCCGACGGCCGGCUCACAGUUCAAGGCAUCCGUGGCCACCCUGAUGAAGAACCUGCAGACCAAGAAUCCCAACUACAUCAGGUGCAUCAAGCCCAACGAUAAGAAGGCGGCGCACAUCUUCAACGAGAGCCUCGUCUGCCAUCAGAUCCGGUACCUGGGUCUUCUGGAGAACGUCCGAGUGAGGCGGGCAGGCUACGCCUUCCGGCAGGCCUAUGAACCCUGCCUGGAAAGAUACAAGAUGCUUUGCAAACAAACAUGGCCUCACUGGAAAGGACCAGCAAGGUCUGGUGUGGAGGUUCUGUUCAAUGAGCUAGAGAUCCCUAUGGAAGAGUACUCCUUUGGCAGAUCCAAGAUAUUUAUCCGAAACCCAAGAACAUUAUUCCAAUUAGAAGACAUAAGGAAGCAGCGGCUGGAGGACCUGGCCACUCUCAUUCAGAAGAUUUAUCGGGGGUGGAAGUGCCGUACGCAUUUCCUGCUCAUGAAAAAAAGCCAAGUUGUGAUUGCGGCCUGGUGCAGGAGAUAUGCGCAACAGAAGCGGUACCAGAAAAUAAAGAGCUCAGCCCUGGUGAUUCAGUCUUACAUCCGGGGCUGGAAGGCCCGCAAACUCCUGCGGGAGCUGAAGCAUCAGAAGCGCUGUAAGGAGGCGGCCACCACCAUUGCAGCCUACUGGCACGGAACCCAGGCGCGAAGGGAGCUGAGGCGGCUGAAGGAGGAGGCUAGGAAUAGACAUGCUAUUGCAGUUAUCUGGGCUUACUGGCUUGGAUCGAAGGCUCGGAGGGAAUUGAAACGCUUGAAGGAAGAGGCUAGGCGUAAGCAUGCAGUUGCUGUCAUUUGGGCUUACUGGCUUGGACUGAAGGUGCGCCGGGAAUACAGGAAAUUCUUCAGAGCGAACGCUGGGAAGAAAAUCUAUGAGUUUACGCUUCAGAGAAUUGUGCAAAAAUACUUCCUGGAAAUGAAAAACAAAAUGCCUUCCUUGUCGCCAAUAGACAAGAACUGGCCACCGAGGCCUUACCUGUUCUUGGACUCGACGCACAAGGAGCUGAAAAGGAUCUUCCACUUGUGGCGGUGUAAAAAAUACAGGGACCAGUUCACAGACCAGCAGAAACUUAUUUACGAGGAGAAGCUAGAGGCCAGUGAACUCUUCAAAGACAAGAAGGCUCUGUAUCCUUCCAGUGUUGGGCAACCAUUCCAAGGAGCUUACCUGGAAAUCAACAAGAACCCCAAAUAUAAGAAACUCAAAGACGCCAUUGAAGAGAAGAUCAUUAUUGCCGAGGUCGUGAACAAAAUUAACCGCGCAAAUGGGAAGAGCACGUCCCGGAUUUUCCUCUUGACAAACAAUAACCUUCUCCUUGCUGACCAAAAGUCCGGGCAGAUCAAGUCCGAGGUCCCCCUGGUGGAUGUGACCAAGGUCUCCAUGAGUUCACAGAACGAUGGCUUCUUUGCCGUCCACCUCAAGGAGGGCUCAGAAGCAGCUAGCAAAGGGGAUUUCCUCUUCAGCAGUGACCACCUGAUUGAGAUGGCCACCAAGCUGUAUCGUACGACCCUCAGCCAGACCAACCAGAAGCUCAAUAUCGAGAUCUCGGAUGAGUUCCUGGUGCAGUUCAGACAGGACAAAGUGUGUGUGAAGUUUAUCCAAGGCGCCCAGAAAAACGGGAGCGUGCCGACCUGCAAGCGGAAGAACAAUCGGCUCCUGGAAGUCGCCGUCCCUUGAGCGAGGAACGCCUCUGCCCUCCAUGGACUUGUCUCUCUCCGUAAUAGUGCAAUUUGAUUUUGUUUUAUUUGGGGGCUCGCUGUAUGUUUGGGGGUUGCCAAAGGCAAGCUGGUAGAGUCCUUUGGCAAAAUUAAAAGUAUUUGACUAAUCUGUUUUAAUUAUUGGAAUAGUUAAUCCUUAAGUCCACAGUCUGUCCUGGGAAGGAUUUUAGAAACUGACAAUGUCCGCUUCCACCUCCUACGUGUUUUCUCCUCAGUUAACGUUCGAGACUUGUGUCCCGUAAACCCACAUGUUACCCGUAAAUCAUUAGUACAUGUAAACGUGAAGAGGGGGCUUACAUUCAUUUAUCAGAUAUUUAUUGAACGCCUACUUUUUGCUGGGCACUGUGCUGAAACUUAUUCGGAACAUUUUUAUUUUUAAAACUGUUGCCUUCUGGCUGAUUUGUGCUGGCGAAACAAUAGCUAAGGAGGUAGAAGAGAUUGAGGCCAAAGGAUACCGCUAGCCAUGAUGGCAUUAGCGGGAACCCUGUAGCGCGAUGUAACAACAGAAGAGAAGCUGGCGGCCCUGGGGGAUUGGAGACGGACGAUUGGGUGAAAUUCCUCUAUGUUUUGUUAUCUAUUGGAAAAGAGAGAAAACUGACAUUUAGACGUGCACAUUUAUUUGUUCAGAAAGCAGAAGUUACUCUGGCUUGAGGGACGGUAACUGAAGCAGAAUGCUUCGUUGCGGUUCCAAAGAAGCACGGGAUGGGACUCGAGAAGCCCACGGUGCUUUCACGGAGUCGGCAGCGUAAGAAAAGGCUGAGAGCCGUUCACAGCGGCAGACCUUCUCUUCGAUGUGCAAUAAAGCAUCCAGGAUCGCCUUUGGAAGUUUUAUUUAUAAUAUACAUUUUUUUUUUUUUGUAUACGAGAGGUUCAGGGUGUGUAUUUUAGUCAAAGAUCAAAAUUAGAAUUAGUUUUCAGGGCUUCUUUUUGUUGUUGUUGUUCUUUGAAAUUGACAAUAAGAAUUCACUUUGGAAACCACAUUUGAAAUUCUGGAAUCAAACUGUUUCUUAUUUGGGAGGACACUGUAUAUACAUCGGGAUUAUGUUAAAUAAUAAAAUUGCUCUAAAUCUGGUGCCA